Messenger RNA from Branchiostoma belcheri (Belcher's lancelet), 1017 nucleotides. RefSeq lists its product as uncharacterized. Gene Ontology annotation, molecular function: signaling receptor binding. The record is from RefSeq and is a predicted model, not a curated record. The transcript has 5 exons. Bases 1 to 1017 code for a protein of 338 amino acids. Gene Ontology annotation, cellular component: endomembrane system. Lineage: Eukaryota; Metazoa; Chordata; Leptocardii; Amphioxiformes; Branchiostomatidae.
AUGUUACGGCACCUGCUGAUUUUCCUUCUCGUCAUGAAGGAAUCCAACAUGCCAGGUGCUGAUGUCUGCAGCUGUCCAUUAACGUCAGUCUGCAGGUGCAACCAGGGCCUCACCAGCAUUCCUGAGAACCUCCCCAGACCCACCUAUAGCUUGGACUUUUCUGUACCUGGUAUUGUUCUAGUUGGCACCAUCAUUCUCACAAUUUGUUACAAGAGAAGGACUAAGCACCCUCCUUUAGUACCGAAUCCCCAUGUUGCUGGUAGCAACACAAACACAGCAGGUUCUGUACUGACUUCUGGUGAUGAUCAACAUGGUGAUGAUCACCAAUAUGAAGAUAUUGACAACCAUCAUGAUCAGACAGGGCAGGGUCAGUCUCAGGCUUUCACUGAAUCCAACAAAUUCGGAAAUCUAUCUCUGAACGAAGUGAUAGCUGCUUUAAUUACAAAUACUAUGUAUGCAGGGGUGGAAACACCACCAAAUGACCAAACAUCUACAGAAAUGUCCAGUGGUCAUGGUAAGACAGGGCAGGCCCAGUCUCAGGAUAAUAUUCAAUCUAUUAGAUUUGGAAAUCUAUCUCUGAACAAAGUGCUAGCUGCUUUAAGGCCAAAUUCUAUGUAUGCAGGGGUAGAAACCCCACCAAAUGACCAAACAUCUACAGAAAUGGCCUGUGGUCAUGAUCAGACAGGGCAGGCCCAGUCUCAGGAUAAUAUUCAAUCUAUUAGAUUUGGAAAUCUGUCUCUGGACGAUGUGCUAGCUGCUUUAAGGCCAAAUCCUAUGUAUGCAGGGGUAGAAACCCCACCAAAUGACCAAACAUCUACAGAAAUGGCCUGUGGUCAUGAUCAGAAAGGACAGGACCAAUCUCAGACCAACAUUCAAUCUGUUAAAUUGGAAAAUCUAUCUCUGGACGAAGUGCUAGCUGCUUUCCGGCCACAUUCUAUGCAUGCAGGGGUGGAAACACCACCAAAUCACCCAGCAUCUACAGAAAUGGCCAGUGGUCAUGGGGACCACCAAUCGUAA